Aspergillus eucalypticola CBS 122712 is the source of this 1335-nucleotide messenger RNA. Its product is annotated as FAD-binding monooxygenase. The record is from RefSeq and is a predicted model, not a curated record. The annotation marks the transcript as partial. Gene Ontology annotation, molecular function: FAD binding. The transcript has a single exon. NCBI's taxonomy places the organism in Eukaryota, Fungi, Ascomycota, Eurotiomycetes, Eurotiales, Aspergillaceae.
CCUGUCCUCAUCAUUGGGGGCGGGCCUGUCGGUCUCACAACCGCCCUUCUCCUCGCCCGAUAUGGUGUUCGGAGCACUGUUGUGGAGCGCUAUCCAGGACGGCUGGGCCAGCCCAAGGCCCAUGCCGUCAACCCUCGCUCCCUCGAGAUCCUCCGACAGGCUGGUCUUGAUACGGUCACUCUUCGCGAAGUCGCCUCCCGUCCUCGCGAGGCAGAUUUGGUCCGCUUCGGGCUGUCACCCCUAGGCCUGGAGCUGGGCACUCUUCCAUUUGAGCGGCAAGGAGAAGAGAACAAGGCCAUUACUCCCGAACCGUUAUUCAACAUCCCGCAGCCCGAGCUCGAAGAAUGGUUGGCGGAGGCGAUCUCCAAAAACAAGCUCGUCACCCUCAGACGCGGAUUUCAGUGGGAUACGUGCACUAACCCACCGGAAGCGUCCGCCAGUGUGGUUUCUCGUGUGAUUGAGAGGGCAACCAAGCGCGAAAUCACGAUUACCAGCAAGUAUCUUUUGGUCUGUGAUGGUGCCCGUUCCAAAUCAAGACUAAAGCUGGAAAUCCCCUUCUCCGUGAUCCCUAAUGGGCCUGCGACAGAAUCCCACCACGUUACCAUACACUUCAAGGCCGACCUGACUCAUCUAAAAUCUGGCAUUAUAUGGUACGUAUUUGGGUCAAAACAACAAGGUGCUUUCCUUGCCUAUGACCGGUCCAAUAGCUGGGUGUAUGUGACCAACUGGGAUGGCCAGGAGUCUUCAAAGGCAAAAUUUACGAACGAGUACUGCAAGCAGAUGGUCAAUGAGGCCAUGGGUAAAGAAUUUCCUUUUGAAAUCUCCUCUAUCACGCUUUGGACCACUCACCCCCGGAUUGCGGACUUUUAUCAGUCAAAGAAAGAGCCGCGGGCAUUCCUGUUAGGUGAUGCAGCUCACGCAUUCCCGCCCACGGGAGGUCUCGGUGUGAACACCGGAAUUGCAGACGCCCAGAAUCUCGCCUGGAAGAUAUAUGCAGUCGAGAAGGGAUGGGCCGAUCAGAGCCUACUGGAGACCUACAACGACGAGCGGAGGCCAGUGGCCAUGGCAAACGCCCGGCAAAGCGCGAAGAAUCAAAAGACCGUCUACAGAUUCUUCUCUGCACGACCCGAAGGAGCGACGGACGAGGAAUUGGAGAAGAACACGGAAUGGCGCAACCAAUUUGCAGUCGACAUUGCAAAUGACGCAGAGCACUUUGAUUCCAUCAAUCUGCAACUCGGCUAUAUCUACGGCGGCAAGGCAUGGGAUAAUGUGCCAUGCAAUAAGUUCACUCCACGCUGUGUCCCCGGAAUGAGAUUGCCUCACGCGUGGGUCUCC